ACCUUCUCCAAAAUAAAACCCUCGUUCUACCUUAUGUAUAUGUUUGAGACUGUGUGCAGCCUCCAACCAAAACAGAGUCUAGAAGAUCGGUAUCAUAACGGCAACAACUUCUGUGCCGCAUACAACACAAACCCUAGAAGCGAACGUGUUUUAGGGAAGGUUGAUAGGGUGCGAUGGUUCAGUAUAAUUUUAAGAAGAUUACUGUGGUGCCAAAUGGGAAGGAUUUUGUUGAUAUCAUCCUCUCUCGUACCCAGCGGCAGACACCGACUGUUGUGCACAAGGGAUAUGCAAUUUCGCGGCUCCGCCAAUUCUACAUGCGCAAGGUGAAGUACACUCAGCAGAAUUUUUAUGAUAAGCUAUCUACCAUAAUUGAUGAGUUCCCCCGGCUUGAUGAUAUUCAUCCGUUCUACGGGGAUCUCCUCCAUGUGCUCUACAACAAAGACCAUUACAAGCUUGCACUUGGACAAAUCAACACUGCUAGGAAUCUUAUCAGUAAGAUUGCCAAAGACUAUGUGAAAUUGCUGAAGUAUGGUGACUCACUGUAUCGGUGCAAGUGUCUUAAGGUGGCUGCUCUUGGCCGCAUGUGCACUGUGAUCAAGAGGAUUGGCCCGAGUUUGGCUUAUCUAGAACAAGUCAGACAGCACAUGGCCAGGCUCCCUUCAAUUGAUCCUAAUACCAGGACUGUCUUGAUCUGUGGAUAUCCAAAUGUUGGCAAGAGCUCGUUUAUAAACAAAAUUACAAGAGCUGAUGUCGAUGUCCAGCCCUAUGCUUUCACUACAAAGUCUCUCUUUGUUGGUCACACAGAUUAUAAAUACCUGAGGUACCAAGUAAUUGAUACACCAGGGAUUCUGGACAGGCCGUUUGAAGAUCGUAAUAUUAUUGAGAUGUGCAGUAUCACUGCUCUAGCACAUUUGAGGGCGGCAAUAUUGUUUUUCUUGGAUAUUUCUGGGUCUUGUGGUUACAGUAUUGCUCAGCAGGCCGCUCUGUUUCACAGCAUUAAGUCAUUGUUCAUGAACAAGCCACUGAUCAUAGUUUGCAACAAGACCGACUUGCAACCGCUGGAUGGGAUAUCGGAGGAAGAUAUGAAGUUGGUUACGGAGAUGAAAGCUGAAGCCAUGAAGACUAUAGUUGGUCAAGGAGGUGAGGCAACAAAUGAAGACGGUGUAUUGUUGACCAUGAGCACUUUGACAGAAGAAGGGGUAAUUGCUGUAAAAAAUGCUGCAUGUGAAAGGUUAUUGAAUCAGAGGGUAGAAAUAAAGAUGAAAUCAAAGAAAAUGAAUGACUGCUUGAAUAGGUUUCAUGUUGCACUACCAAAGCCUCGUGACCAGAAGGAAAGACCAUCAUGUAUUCCUGCAGCAGUUUUAGAAGCUAAAGCUAAGGAAGCCGCUGAGAAGGAAAAGAGAAAAACUGAAAAGGAUCUGGAGGAUGAGAAUGGUGGGGCUGGUGUAUACUCAAUGAAUUUGCGAAAGAGUUACAUUUUAGCCAAUGAUGAAUGGAAAGAGGAUGUACUGCCUGAAAUCUUGGAUGGACACAAUGUUUAUGAUUUCAUUGAUCCUGAUAUUCUUCAUAGGGUUGAAGAGUUGGAAAGAGAAGAAGGGAUGAGAGAGGCAGAAGCUGAGGAUGAUGAUUUUGAGAUUGAUGGAUCUGAGUUGACUCCUGAACAGCAAGAAGCUUUAGCUAAGAUUAGGAAAAAGAAAAGCUUGCUCAUCCAGCAGCACAGGAUUAAAAAGAGCAAUGCAGAGAGUAGGCCAACUGUUCCUAGAAAGUUUGACAAGGACAAACAGUUCACGUCAGAGAGAAUGGGAAGACAGCUGUCAUCUUUGGGGCUUGAUCCCACUUUGGCAAUUAAGAGAAUGCGCAGCAGAUCUGUCUCUACAAGAGGACGGAAAAGGGAGAGAUCACCUGAAAGAGGUGCAGAUGGCCGAGAUGGUAUGGAUAUUGAUGGAGAUACACCUAGCAAAAAACAGCGACUGAGUAGAUCACUGUCACGGUCUAGGUCACUGUCACGCCCACCACAUGAAGUUGUUCCUGGUGAAGGUUUCAAGGAUUCUGCUCAAAAGGUCAAGGCAAUUAAACUUGCAAAGAAAUCUGUCAAGAAGAGAAACAAGGAUGCCCGUCGCGGAGAAGCUGAUAGAGUCAUACCUACUCUGAAGCCCAAGCACUUGUAUUCUGGGAAGCGCUCCAGUGGCAAAACUGAUAGACGCUAGGACUGGGGAUGCAGUUUUCUGCAAUUUAGAGGGGCAUUUGUUGUCAUUUUUCUGCAGCUGCCUAAAGUUUUGUUGUUUCAUUUAUUAGUUUUCGUUGGAGUUUAAGGUGCCAUGAUGGCAACUGAGUUAAGUUUACAUUAUACUGUUUUUGUCUCAUUUUAUCAUUACUGUUAUUGAACUUGCUAUUCUGUAAGUUGCAGCAUUAUAGCUUACUUUCUUGUUCUUUA
This is a messenger RNA of Vigna angularis (adzuki bean), 2434 nucleotides long. RefSeq names its product nucleolar GTP-binding protein 1. Lineage: Eukaryota; Viridiplantae; Streptophyta; Magnoliopsida; Fabales; Fabaceae. The record is from RefSeq and is a predicted model, not a curated record. Gene Ontology annotation, molecular function: GTP binding; RNA binding; GTPase activity. Gene Ontology annotation, biological process: ribosomal large subunit biogenesis. The transcript has 3 exons. Gene Ontology annotation, cellular component: nucleolus. The coding region runs from base 174 to 2207 and encodes 677 amino acids.